Leucoraja erinaceus (little skate) is the source of this 2887-nucleotide messenger RNA. Its product is annotated as CCN family member 4-like. Gene Ontology annotation, molecular function: heparin binding; integrin binding. The transcript has 5 exons. Lineage: Eukaryota; Metazoa; Chordata; Chondrichthyes; Rajiformes; Rajidae. Bases 138 to 1223 code for a protein of 361 amino acids. Gene Ontology annotation, cellular component: extracellular matrix; extracellular region. Gene Ontology annotation, biological process: cell adhesion; signal transduction. The record is from RefSeq and is a predicted model, not a curated record.
CGCUGGAGACUGAGAGAGACUGAGAGAGACGGGCAGAGACGAGGAGGGGAGAGACGAGACGAGACGAGACGGGACGGGCGCUGCGAGCGGCGCGGACACUUGAAGUUUGUCCAUGAAUCUUCCCGCGGGCGCCGGCGAUGAAGCGGCUGCUACUGUGCUGCCUGGUGGCCGCCGUCACUCCCCAGGCCCACACACAGGAUACCAACACAAUUGUCCAGGGUGUGAGUUGGCCGGACUUUGUCCACCCGAAUAACCGAACACAGUUGUGCCACUGGCCAUGCAGGUGUCCGAGACUCUUGCCCCGAUGCCCACCAGGGGUCAGCCUGGUGCUGGACGGUUGCGAGUGUUGCAGGACUUGCGCCAAGCAGCUGAGGGACAACUGCACGGAGGCAGAUGUUUGUGAUUACCAUCGAGGGCUCUACUGCGACUAUAGUGGCGACAGACCUCGAUACGAGGUGGGAGUAUGUGCAUAUCUGGGUGGAGUUGGAUGUGAGCUGAACGGGGCGAUUUAUUCCAACGGCCAGAGUUUCCAGCCCACCUGCAAGUAUAAAUGUACGUGUAUGAACGGAGUGAUUGGCUGUGUCCCCGUCUGCAGACGGUCUCGUCCACCUCUGGUCUGGUGCCACAACCCCAAACGUGUGAAGAUGCUGGGACGAUGCUGCGAGCUAUGGAUCUGUGACCAGUCCCAGAAGCUGCUGAAGGCGGCACCUGUCCAGGUGUCCAUGUCAGCUUACACAGGGGAAUCGGAGGUGUGGCAUCACAACUGCCUGCUGCAGACUACGCCAUGGAGUCCUUGCUCAAAGUCUUGUGGAAUGGGAAUAUCAACCAGGAUUUCCAAUGAAAACAACCAGUGUAAAGUGGUGCCAGAACGGCGCCUUUGCUAUUUAAGGCCCUGCAACAUUGACAUCACCAAGCACAUCAAGGAGGGGAAAAAGUGCCGCAGCGUGGUGAAGCAGGUGGAGCCCAUCAACUUUACCCUGUCGGGGUGUGUUAGUAGACGAACAUAUCGGCCCAAGUACUGUGGUGUUUGCACGGACAACCGCUGCUGCACUCCCUACAAGUCAAAGACCAUCCAGGUGAACUUUGACUGCCCUGAUGGUCUGGCCUUCUCCAAGAAUCUAAUGUGGAUAAACUCCUGUUUCUGCAACUUCAGGUGCAAGAAUCCCAAUGACAUAUUUGCAGAUCUAUUGUAUUAUCCUGACUAUUCCGAAAUCUCAAACUAACUCUUCAAGAUGGAUGGCCUUUGUUGGAUGCAGGGAUAUAUGCACAGCUGAAGUUACAAUAGAAACAUUGUACCUUUUAUCAAUUGCCUGAAAGAUACCAGUUGUGUAUCUCAGCUCUGAGAAAUUAUUAUUUUUGUCAAAUUAAGAUAAAUUUAUUUAAUGAAUGAAAAUAUUCACCAAAGGUUUGAAGAUAUUAUUUACUGAGAUGUCGCUUUAAUUCAAGAUGCAGCAUCCAUGGAUAAUUUCAUGGUGCACUUGUCUGCAUCUUCCAGAGAUAACAAUCCAAGUCUGCCCAACCUCUCCUUUAUCCAUUCAUCAUCGUUGAAAACAUUAGCAACACAGCGGUUCUGGUUUCCGAUGGGAAUGGUGAUGGACGCACCACACAUCUCUGUCCUCCAGUUCCUGCUGACUUCCGCCGCUGGAAGUAUAGGAUUUUGGUGUGUGUGUGUUUUAUCAUCAUUCCUUACAAUGCUGAGUACGACAGUGAUCGCAGCUUCUACUGAAGUGUGGAUGGCCGUUGGCUCGCUAGAAGCUCAUCCGCCCUUUGCCAGGUCUUGUUUUUGGUCCUGCUGGGGGUCCACGGCCCCCUCCUCACCUGGCAAACCAGGUGGGGGAGACGGUUUAGUCGCCGACUAUCCGAACAUUGAGCUUGUAGCAUGGGAUUACAUGGUACCCGUGGCGGUGGGAACUCCCCCUCUCCCUGACCUGUAGCUGAUAUCCUCUAAUGCAGGCAGCAUUCUGGGAAACCUGCACCCUCUCCAAAGCAUCCACAUCCUUCUUGUAAUGGGGUAAAUCCACACAAUACUCCAAAUGUGGCCAAACCAAAGUCCUCUGGAGAUGCGUCAUGAUGUACUCAACGCCUCGAUCAAUGAAGGCAAGUAAUCUACCUACUUGAGUUGCCACUUUCAGGAGCGCUGCAGAUGGACACCAAAAUCCCUCUGCACAUUUAUGCUGCCCUUAUGUUCGACUUUCCAAAGUGCAGCACUUCAUACUUGCUCGAAUUAAACUCCACCUGCCAUUCCUCCGCCCAUUUCAGUAGCUGUUCCAUACCCCGUUGUAUGUUUUAACAAUCUUCCUCAGUCCGCUCCACCAGUGAUCUUGGUAUCAUCUGCAGAUUUACUACAUUUAUGUCCAAGCUCUUUAUAUUUCACAGAGGUCCCAGCACAGAUCACAUCCACAACCCACAGAUCACAUCCACAACCCACAGAUCACAUCCACAACCCACAGAUCACAUCCACAACCCACAGAUCACAUCCACAACCCACCUUAGGUAGUUAGUUCCUUUGUGCUGUGAACUUGAUAAAUAUAAUCCGUAUUUUUUCCAAUGACAAAUUAAUUUUAAUUAGCUGAACUUUUCAACGAAGGUUUCUGCUAGGAAAUGCAAACUUCAGACAUGAUGUGACUUCCAUCCCUCACCUCUGGAAGAUGCUAAUCUGUAAAUGAGAGCAAUCUACACAGAGAAGAAAGGUGAAUGAGUCAGGUAAUGAACAGGAGUUCAGGUGGAUGAGCUUUGACUGUGGCCUGUCCUCACUCUCACUAUGAUCUUCUCAGACAGUACAAAUUAGUCUCAGCGCACAACAUCAAAGUGAAAUAACAAACUGUACGAUUUGUUAUCAGGAUCGCACUAAAGAAACGCUUUAAUAAAGAAAAUGUAUUUACUGCUA